Molecule: messenger RNA, 3695 nt
Organism: Andrographis paniculata
Lineage: Eukaryota; Viridiplantae; Streptophyta; Magnoliopsida; Lamiales; Acanthaceae
Exons: 3
Coding region: 2774-3379 (201 amino acids)
Source: RefSeq, a predicted model, not a curated record
UUUGCUGCUACCACCCUUAUUUUUUCUUGUCCUAUUCUUUCCCUCCUCACUCUUUUCUUCCCUUUGUUUUCCCCCUUCCUCCCUCACUCUUUUCCUUCUUCCUAUUUCUUCGACACUCAGUCGUUUCUAGCCCAAUCACCAAGGCCGCCAUCGCUAACGCUGUUCAGGUUUGAGAUUUUUUUCUUUUUGAAGUUAAAAACUGUCUGAAACUGGAACCGAUUUCGGUUUCGGUGUGCCGGUUCGAAAACCGGCGGGUGAACAAAUCUCUUUCUAAGAAUCGUCCAUGGCCUAUUGCAUUCGAAUAUUGUGUUUUGAUGAUUUAAAAAAGUUGUAUUGUUUCAUUCUGUUGAAGUGUAUUUAUUGAGAGAAUUAUAUUGUGAAUUGGAAUCGAAUGAAUGCUUCCCCGAUGAUAGCUAGAAAUCGCAAGUCAUAUUUAAGUGAUUUUGUAUUGUUUAUUUUGUGAAUGCAGAGGGCAAAUAUGCGUAAUUGAUAGAAUAAGUAAAGAAAAGUUCAGAUUUGCACGGUCAUGGCCAUGACUAACUACACCCUCACCGCAAAAUUUAAUUAAAGACCAAAAAAAUCUAACUACAAAAUAAUUAAGGCAAAAAUUAAAUAAAAUGGGAGGGGUCACACGUUUCAUAAAAAAGAGAACGGCCAGACUGAUAGACUCAUAGAUAGCGCAUGAGCAAAUCGACAGAGAAGAUUUUUCCAUUUCACUGUGACUUUAUCUUUCUCUUUUUCUUUGUUAUUUGAUUAUGGAGUAGAUACUUUUCUGGUUGGAGGGGUGAUAAUGUUUUUUGUUUUGGAUAUUCUUAAUUUUUUUUAUAAAAGUUCUUUUUUAUUAUCAAUAUUUGUUUAAUUAUGAAAAUAGUGUUUGUGGUUGUUAGAUUGAUUGAAUAUUUUGGUACCGAUAUUUGAAUUAGUUUGAUAAUCUAAAGUCAAUUCAGGUAGGAUAUCCGUAAUUGUAUUUGCACUUAAAUAGGUGAACUGGGUUGAAUAGUUCAUUCCCGGGGUUAGACAAUCAAAUCUAAUUGCUCCUCUUAGCUAGUAAUUGUUUUGAAUUGGAUUUUUCUAGAUUAGAAUGCGAUUAUGCAAUAUUUCUUAUGGGGGCACCUAGGUUUAUUUGCUUAAUUAGGGUGGUUAACGAUCGUACCUUAAUUACUUACACUGUAAGGAAAAUUGGUUGUCAGAGCUUGUUGAUAACUAUAACAAAUUUAUUGAUACUUUAAUAAGAACUAACUUUAUUGAAUUAAUGACAAAACACAAGUGUCAUAACUGCAUCAUCCCUUGAGCCAGACAUCCCCUUAAUAGCUAGUUCUCCCUUAAUUUAAUUGCUUUGUUAUUUUAUUUUCAUUAGAUAAUAAAAGAAAAUUCCCUUUUUUUAUUUACUGCAUUAGAACACGAAAAGAGUGAAUCACACAAUCCCUGUGGAGACGAUUCCUUCCCCUGUAUUACAUUAAAUUGUGAUAACGGAAUAUGUGAAAUAUUUGAUUGAUCGUGCGAAAGGUCAAUUUUUGGCGCCGUUGCCGGGGAUUGGCGCUUUGUUUUACUCUUUUGUGUUAUUUUCAUUUAUCCUCCUGUUUAUGUCCCGUUUUUCUCGUACAAGUGAAUUGAUAUUUAAUCUUGAGAUCGAGAAGGUUAAGCGAAAGCUACGAAAGGAAGCCAAGCAACGAAAAGCUGCUCAGGUUGCGAAACUGGCAGAAUUUUAAAACCACCUCAAAAUCUCUAGCUCUAGCGACUUUGAAAGUGAUCAAGAGACUGUUAUGACUGAGGAUACCCGCACUCUAAGGGAGUUGGCUGCUCCCGACUUGGUGAAGAACCUCACAAACACUUGCAAGAGUUCGACGUGGUGUACUCCAGCAUGAAACCACCAAGUGUUACUGACGAACAGAUCAAACUCAGAGCUUUCCCAUUCUCACUCAAAGAUGCUGCAAAGGAUUGACUCUACUAUAUCCCACCUGGAAGCAUCGACACGUGGAACGACAUGAAAAUAAAUUUUUGGAGAAGUACUUUUCAACUUCCAGAGCUGCGAUCCUGAGGAAGGAGAUAUGUGGCAUCAAGCAACAAUCAGGUGAAACGCUCCAUGAAUAUUGAGAGCGAUUCAAUAAGCAUGUCCACAACAUCAAAUUCCCCCUAAACUAUUGAUUCAAUACUUUUACGAUGGUUUGUCAUUGAUGGAAAGGAACAUGAUCAAUGUUGCAAGUGGUGGAGCUUUAGUAAAUAAGACGCUAGCACAAGCUUGGGAUCUUAUUGCGAAGAUGGCUGAAAACACGCAACAGUUUGGCUCGAGGGAUGUUGGACGGUUGAGCGAAAACAGUAACGACCAUUCUAUCCAAUCGAUGCAGCAAUAACUUCAUGUGUUGACGAGCUUUGUUCGCAAGAUGGUCGUGGAAAAAUCUAACUCGAGUGUCCAAGCUACCCUACAAGUGCAAGCCACCCUACAGAUUCAUGUCUGACCUCUAAGAAGGCUAUGCAGUGGAUGUAAACGCUGCAAACUAUGGUGUGAAUGAACCUCCAGUGUACAACCCGUACUCUAACACCUACAAUCCAGGCUGGAGAGAUCAUCCGAACCUGCGCUAUAGAAACACAUAGUAGAGUAAUGCUCCUCACCCAUUCGGAGCUACGCAACAGAUACAACAACUUCGUUUCUAAGAGAAACAGCCGCCCCAAGCACCCACAAGCAACUUCAGUCCAUCUUUGGAAGACUUGGUGAAGUCUAUGGCUACCACUACCUUGCAGUUCCCAACAAGAGACGAAAAAGUUCCAACAAGAGAUGAGAUCGACCGUUGACAAAUUACAAGGUCAGAUCAAUCAAGUGUCAGAGGAGGUGAGGCAGCUACGUGAAAGAGGAAAGUGGCCUGUGCAGCCUGAGCCAAAUCCAGCAAAUGUCAGCUCCAUCACUAUCUGCAGUGAUACGAUGAUUGAAUGUUCUUCCCGGCCUAACCCAAAGAAUACGAGUGCUAUAACCCUUUGUAGCGGAAAUGAAUUGGAAUGUCCACCUCCUAUCUCAAAGGAACAGAAUGAGGAUCAUAUUGAAAUGGGGAUUGAGAUUGAAAAAGAAACUGAACUUCACGAAAAGGUACCUCCUAACUCUGUUCUUCCUACUGAAGCUAAAUCAACUCAUUUUCUUGACAGGUUGAAGAAACCACAAAAGGCAAAGAAACGAAAAAAGAUGAUGGAAAUAUUCAAGAAGGUGGAACUUAAUAUCCCGCUCCAGGAGGCUAUCAACCAAAUCCCCAAGUACACGGAGUUUUUGAAAGAACUGUGCACCAACAAAAGAAGAUUGCGAGGGGAUGAGUACAUUGUAGUGGGUGAGAACGUUUCGGUUGUUUUCAAAAGAAAGAUAUCACCUAAAACAGGUGAUCCAGGAAACUUAUAAAGUUGGUAAUGAGAAUAAACGAAGAACUGUGUUGACAAAACAGUUAGAGAAAAAACCAACUGGAGAGAGUAAGAUUAAAAAAAAGAUUGUUAAAAAGUGGAAAUGGAUUCCCAAGGGAUCACCAUUACUGGCAGCGAAAAAGUGUCAUAAGGAGAAUCAAAAUUUUAAGUCGAAGCAAAAGUGUGUGGCCAAUAGACAUCGCUUCAAAUCAUACCACGAGGGACCUUCACUUGAUCCUAUAAAGUCGGCACUCGUUGCCGAUUUUGAUGUUCAUAAUUGAUGCGAGACGAAGUCUAGCUCAAAAAUUAUAAAGAAA